AUGAUUUCUCUUUGGCUUGUUCUUCUUUACGCACUUUUAACUAGUGCAAAUAUUAACAACGUACCUUAUACUAUACGAAUUUAUUCUAAUCUAGCAGAAAUAAUUCGACCUCUUGAAAAAUUACCACUUGAAUUUAUUGAAGAUGAUUGGAAUCAUAUUCGAUCUGAUUCAAUAACACUUUUCGGUGAAAAUAUUAAUAUUACAUUACAAACAAUAACAGAACAAAAGAAAACACUUAAUGGUACUGAAGUUUAUAUUCGUUCACCAUUAUCAUCAGAUAAAACGAUUAAAUUAAUUAAAGGAAUUCUUAUUGAUGAAAUAAAUCAUUUAGUUAAAAUACAAGAUGAAACAAUUGAUGGUCAACAAACUUUAUAUUUUACUGUACCAGGUAAUCAAAUUUUUUAUCUUGAAGAACCAGCAAAACCAAAAUAUUAUGUUGAUUUUACAUAUACAAGUUCAAAUUCAAAAGUAUUUGUAAGUUAUCUUCAAUCAAAUCUUAAUUGGCGAACACAAUAUCAAUUAAAUUUAAAUAAUAAUCAAAGUGAUCUUAUUGCUAUGGCUAAUAUUCGAAAUGAUGGAAAAUCACCUGUAUUUAUUGAUCAAGCUGAACUUAUUUGUGGAGAUAUUAAUUUACAAAUACAUUACCUACAAUAUGAUCGAUCAUAUCGAAUGUCUCGAUCAGGUAGUGAAGUAUAUUCUCAAUCAAAAAGUAGUACAAUGCAAAUGGAUUUUGGCGAUGCAUUUACUCUUGUCUCUGUUGAGCAAGGAAAAGAAUUAGCUGCCAAGAAAUUUUGA
Rotaria sp. Silwood2 is the source of this 795-nucleotide messenger RNA. NCBI's taxonomy places the organism in Eukaryota, Metazoa, Rotifera, Eurotatoria, Philodinida, Philodinidae. The record is from the annotation of a GenBank genome assembly.